UCUAAGAAACCUAACCCCUCUCAGCCGCACCAAGGGUCUCUCCUCUCACUGUUGCUCGAGCUCAGGCGGCCGGCGGCCGGCGGCCGGGACGGAGGACAGAGGGAAGUACUUCUCCUUCUUCCUUAUUUCUCAUACCGAAAUACUUGAUUGAAGACUGGAGAACUAGAAUCUGAUUGUUUCUUUUUCCGGCCAAUGUCUUUGGGAAGGCAAAUCCACAAAGAUCCGCUGAAGGGGAAACAAGAAGAAGUGAAAAUCAGUUGGCUUUGGCUGUUGCUUCGACUUCAAUUCCAUCUGAGAAUGCACCACCUCAGCCUCGACCCCAACUGCAAAGUGAAACACAAGGAAAAUGACAGUAAGAAAAUGGCCUAUGAUGCUGAGCUUCUUCCACAUGAUCCUGUCAAAAGGAUAUCUACCACGAUGCAUUCUAUGAAUUAUCAAGGAGCUCUUCACAGAAGGUCCAUGCUCAAAGGGCCAUGUCAACCCUAUCACCAUUAUUUUCUGCCUCGUUGUUCCUCCUAGACACCCCUCUUUUAAUCCGUCUCUAGAGAAGAAAAGGGGAUGAUCACGUAGUCAAAUAUAUUACUGCUGCAGAGAUAGUAUUGGCCGCUGUACCUGACAAGUCCCAUUGACCAUGUCUCUUCCAAGUAUUUGUCAACUGCUCCCAGCCUCGUCCGUGGUGAAAAGCGAAGUACGCGGAUCAUAUGAACUGGUAUCUUCCUCUUCUCUGAGAAGGUUGCAGGAAGCUACAGGAACCAUUUAGCCAUGACAAAGCCCAAUACCAGCAGCCUGUCGAACUUCUUCUGCAUAGCUUGUGCAGCUGUUGUCAUCCUAGGCAGAACCUGCAGUUGCUUGCAGUUCACUUACCCCAACUUCAACGCAAGCAACAGGGACGAUUUCAGCUUCAGCCCUGACUCAGCAAUCUCCAACAACUCCCUGCAGAUCACGCCGAACGCCGGCAACAUGAGCCACCGGUCAGGAAGAGUGGUCUACACAAGGGAAACCCUCAAGCUGUGGAACAGCAAGCGCACGGAGCUCACGUCGUUCAGGACAGAGUUCGUGCUCAACAUCCUCCCACAGAAUGGGACUGGAGAAGGUAUGACCUUCAUCCUCACAAAUAAUCCAUCUUUGCCCAGCAACAGCAGCGGCCAGUGGCUGGGUGUGUGCAACAACCAGACAGACGGCGUGAAGACAAACCGAUUAGUAGCCGUGGAAUUUGACACGAGGAAGAGCUACAAGGAUGACCUUGACGGCAACCAUGUCGGACUCGACUUAAAUAGCAUCAAAUCUGUUCAGCAACACCCACUCAGUAAUCAGUCCAUCGCCCUCUCAAGUGGGUCUGAUGUAUUGGUCGGGAUCAAAUACGAUGGUGCAUCACUGCUGUUUCAAGUAACUCUCGUCCAAUACAGCACAAGUGGGCAGCAUGUUGCCCUAUUAAGUCGGUACAUUAACCUGUCACUAGUUCUACUGGACGACAUAUAUCUGGUGUUUGCAGGUUCCACAGGCAACUUCACCCAGCUGAACCAGAUAAAGUCCUGGAACUUCACCACAAUAGACGACGAUGCCACAGUUAGAAGAGGGCAUUACUGGAGAAGAAAGGUGCUUUUGGCUCUCGUUGCAUUGCUUGUGUUCUCUAUAUGUUUGUUUGCUGGGCUGUUCAUGUGGAGAAGGCUGACGUGGCGGAGAAGGCUCGCCUACCGCAACCUGGAGAAGAUGAUCGACGCACAUGGUCCAGUCAAAUUUAAGCUCAGGGAACUCAGGCGUGCGACUGCCAACUUCAGUCCUACCCGCAAGCUGGGCCGAGGAGGCUUUGGCACCGUUUACCUUGGAUACGUCGAUAGGAUGAACUUGGAGGUGGCAGUCAAGCGGGUGUCGACGGACAAGCAGGCCGACCGGGGAGAGAAGGAGUUCGUGGCGGAGGUGAACACGAUCAGCAAGCUGUCGCACCGGAACCUCGUGAAGCUGAUCGGCUGGUGCCACAAGAAGGGCGAGCUUCUGCUUGUCUACGAGUACUUCCCCAUGGGAAGCCUUGACAAGCUCCUUUACGCCAGGGAAAGGACCGCGUCGUCGUCCAUGUCGGCGUCGACGGACACACCGGAGCUCACAUGGGAGCGGCGGUACAAGAUCAUCUGCGGCGUGGCAUCGGCGCUGGACUACCUGCACCACGGGAGCAGCAAGCGGAUCCUCCACAGGGACGUCAAGGCCAGCAACGUGAUGCUCGACACCGAGUACAACGCGCGGCUGGGGGACUUCGGCCUCGCCCGCGUCAUCCAGCACGACGGUGUCACGCACCACUCCACGCAGGUCGUGGCGGGGACCCGCGGCUACAUGGCGUACGAGAGCUUCUUCACAGGCCGUGCCAGCCUCGACACGGACGUGUACGCAUUCGGGGUCUUCGUCAUGGAGGUGAUCAGCGGGAGGAGCCCCAGCAACGCCGUGCAGCACCCAUACAUCCACGACAGCGACCACCGUGGUGAGGAGGAUUACUCGAGCGGCGGGGGAGCGCGACACCCCUUGCCGAUGCACAUUGUGGAUUGGAUAUGGAGGCUCUACGGCGAGGGAAAGGCCUUGCAUGCCGCCGACCCAUUGCUCGGCGGUGAGUUUGAGCAGGCGCAGGUGGACUGUGCGGUGAGGCUGGCGUUGGCGUGCUGCCAUCCGAACCCAAGGGAGAGGCCGUCCAUGAGGACGGCGGUGCAGGUGUUGAUCGAUGGUGCCCCGACGCCGGAGCCGCCGUUUAAUAAGCCUGCGUUUGUUUGGCCUCCGGGCGGCAAUCAGCGGGAGAUGGAGCUUCCGGAGGUCGGGUUGCUGUUCACGGGAGGGGCUAGGCAGCACAGCAGUUUCUGCUCCUUGAACUCCACUUCCCUCACGGGGAGGUGAGCUUCGUGGAGAGUUGUACGCUUGCCUUGUACUGCCGAGUGUUGACUACGGUUUGCUUGUGAAAUUGUACAUUAUAUGUUCGUCGCUUCUCUCCUCUGGACGAGUUUGUUAUUCGAAACGAACUGGGAACAAAGUUUGUAAUCUACCCUAAUGACAGAUAGUUGGUUAUACAUGGCAUU
Messenger RNA from Triticum dicoccoides, 3053 nucleotides. Its product is annotated as probable L-type lectin-domain containing receptor kinase S.5. Gene Ontology annotation, biological process: protein phosphorylation. NCBI's taxonomy places the organism in Eukaryota, Viridiplantae, Streptophyta, Magnoliopsida, Poales, Poaceae. The record is from RefSeq and is a predicted model, not a curated record. The transcript has 3 exons. Gene Ontology annotation, molecular function: protein kinase activity; ATP binding; carbohydrate binding. The coding region runs from base 763 to 2874 and encodes 703 amino acids.